UGGAAGAUGGCUGCGGCGGAGCGUCCCCCUUUCAAAGAAGGGGUCCGGAUAUUUUUCCUGUGCGUGUGUUGGUACACGGUCAGUUCGGGAGGCAACAUCGUGAACAAAAUAAUCCUCAAUGGAUUCCCGUAUCCUGUCACUGUAUCGCUCUUCCACAUACUGUCAAUCGUGGUCUUUCUGCCGCCGCUGCUGCGGGCAUGGGGAGUCCCAAAAUCAGAGCUGCCCAACAGAUACUACCGGUGGUACAUCCUACCCCUGGCUUUUGGAAAAUACUUUGCAUCUGUCUCAGCUCACUUCAGUAUAUGGAAAGUACCGGUGUCAUAUGCACACACAGUCAAAGCGACAAUGCCAAUAUGGGUGGUGCUGUUAUCAAGAAUUAUCAUGAGGGAGAAACAAACGACGAAGGUGUAUAUCUCUCUUAUCCCCAUCAUUGGAGGAGUGCUGCUAGCCACGGUGACCGAGCUGUCAUUUGACAUGUCGGGGCUGAUCAGUGCUCUGGCGGCCACCCUCUGCUUCUCUCUGCAGAACAUCUUCUCCAAGAAGGUCUUGCGGGACACACGAAUCCACCACCUGAGGUUACUCAACAUCCUGGGCUUUAACGCCGUGAUCUUCAUGUUGCCUACCUGGGUUCUAGUUGACCUCUCAUCGUUUUUGGUGGAUGGAGACCUGUCGGACGUGGGGGGCUCGGCCAGCACCUUCCUCCUCUUGCUGGUCAGUGGCUUCUGCAACUUCGCACAGAACGUCAUCGCCUUCAGCGUGCUCAGUCUGGUCAGCCCGCUCAGCUAUGCUGUGGCCAAUGCCACCAAGAGGAUCAUGGUCAUCAGCAUCUCGCUGCUGAUGCUGCGCAACCCAGUCACCUCCACCAAUGUGCUUGGCAUGAUGACUGCCAUUGUCGGCGUCUUUCUCUACAACAAGGCCAAGUAUGAUGCCAACCAAGAGAAGAAGUUGCUUCCCACUACCAAGCAGGACAUAAUGUCUUUUGACAACCCAGAACUGGAGAAGAUCCAGGCCAAUGGGUCCGUGCCUUUCUCUCAUGGCUCUGAGGCUCAGUAUAGCCGGAACAACGUACUAACCGACCACUUCCAGUACAGCCGGCAGGGCUACACCAUGAACUACAGCGGGAACCACCAGUAUGUGGUCUAGCCUACGAGUCUGCUUCUCAUAGACAUGACUGUAUGUAGCCAUCCCUCCUAACAGUGGGUCUUCAGAGGCCCACACCAAGCCAGGGAUUGAAGGCAAACGCUGGUUUUUGAAGGAGCACCAGAAAAUAAUUUAUAUCAAUCAUGACAGGGCCAGUGUGUUGUCGUCUUCACGUCACUUUCUAACAGGUUAGCUGCCCAUCAUUGUUAAUUUAUUACUUAGGUACAACUGUAUGGGAUGGUGUUAGCCAAAAUAAAACUUGUAUUAGCAGUUUCCAGACAUCUGGUUGGCAGAUUUAGCUGUGUUUUCUAUUUGCAGCUCUUUGUCAUAGAUUUGGCUGUAGGAAGAUGAAUGAAAUGGCAUGCACCUUAAUGUCUGGAAACAACUGAAUCACGUUUGUUUUCUUAACCAGGCAUCAGUUGUUGUUGGGUGUUGUCAUAGGCAGUGCUAGGGCAUCAGGUAUGGGGAAGCCAGAUUUGCGAAACAUUACAGUAAAAAAAAACCCAAAACAAAACAAAAAAAACAUGGUUUUAAACCAAAUGAGCUUACCUUGCUGAGUGUAAAGACAAAUUAUAUAAUAUCCCGUUUGAAAUGCCCUGCGAACUGACCCGCCUCUGUUUGAAUCUUUGGUGCUGAAUUGUGACUCAUUUAGGCGCCUCUUCAUGGGGGGCAGGGACUUUAUUUAUUUACUCUGCCAGGAUAGAAAUUCUGAUAAAACGUACAUACGCCUUUCCGCUCUUACUGGGCAAUGAUAGAAUGACGUGUCUUAAAUGGGCUCGUUUUUGUGGCACUGUCUUUAAGGAUAAAUUAAGGAUUUUAUUUUGUUUUUAUUUUUAUUUUUUUGCAUUGUUUUCAGUGCGCAUCUCAAAGGACCAGUCCGAUCACUAGUCUGUUCAGGUCCAAAAGUCUUGCAGCUUAUGGUCAAUUUAAGUCAAUUUAAAACGUCACCUUAACUGACUUUUUACUCCUUUGACCCCAAAUUUAAAAAAAAAAAAUUUUUUUAUCAUGGCUUCACUCCUACCUACACAUACUUCAUUCCUUUUCUUCGCUCAGUGAAAAAUGUUAGCUAAACUGAACUCGAAUGUCAGGGAAGAUAAAUUAACUGCCAUGAUCGCUGAAGAAGAAAUAAAAGUAAAAAGCAGAGAUAAAAAGAUAAAUAAUUGACCGCAUAUGCAUGUCAGUGGUCCAUUCACGUUGGAUGAUUCUUUCAAUCACAGACGGAUAGAUAGGUUAAAAAAAUGUCAGUGAUAAUUUUGCUUCCCCUAACCUCUUAAUAGCGCCACCUUAUUGGUGUUGUUUACUUUCAGAAAAAUGGAUGUCGUUAAUUACUGUGAACGAUCACUGAUAUGGCAACUGCUGUUUGCAGCAAUGUCUACACAGGUCACUUCCCAAAUGAAUAGUUUAAAAGAAAUGCCAAGACAUUUUCAAUUUAAGUUUACUGGGUUUUUAAUUAAUAUUUUUCUUAACAAAGAAGUCAUCAUGGCAUGGGAGGAAAAAGCGUUGGGAUUUGAACUUCAGUUUUUCCCAAAACUGUAGCAGUGUUGGUGUUUCUUAUUAAAUUAAAAUGAGUAACACUUACCACAAAUGCUUAUGCUAGCUUGAGCCUACUGGAAUUUUUUUUUAAAGAUUUUUUUUCAGCAUUUUCUGCUUUAUUUUAACGGUGACAGUAGAGAGAGAGAGGAAGGGUAGGGGAGAGAGAGAGAGGGGAUGACAUGCAGCAAGGGGCCCGGGUCGGAUUCAAGCCCAGGCCGCUGUGGUAAGGACUCAGCCUUAUGUGUUGCUACUCUACCAGGUGAGCUACUGGGGUGCCCCCUUACUGGAACAUCUUUGUUCCAGUUACGAAAGCCAACACUGCUGAAGGCCAAGUACUUCUGUCAGACAGCGUAAAACGAACAUUUAACAUAAGCAAACAGUUAAAACAUUGAUUAGUUUUGUCUGGGGGAGGUUCUAAAGUUUAUGAAAGUUGAUGAAAUGUCUGUUGUAUUUAAACAAACAAGUAAAGAUUUAUUAGACUGCAGGCAGCCAGAACAAAUGCUAUGUUUUCCCACCCUGGUGCCAAGGCCAGUGUUUUCUGUUGUGAUUUAACGACUGCCAGGGUGAAGAUAUAUCACAGUCCAGAUCUAAAGAUUUUAGGUCCUUAAGCACUCUGUAUUCCUCAAAAGAAGCUGCCACCUGCAGUGAAUACACCUCCCUUUCACAUUCAGCCGAUUGAAAUUUCAGUCAGCUUUAUGAUCACUGCAUAUCAUCAUGUCCUGUUAACAAAGAUGCUAUUUGAAAAUGUCUUCCCCAAACAACACAUAGAGGCUUCCAAAUAUUGGACUGUGGGCUGUGAAUCAAGAUGAACCUUUUAUUGCUACCAUGACAGUGAGACUAGUUCUGGCUAGCCAGUACAGUCAGUGACCUGUGUAGAGGACUUUCCCCUCAGGUUUCCAAACAGGAAACGAAGAAAGGUUUGAUUUACUAUAAGAGAGCAGAGGAAAUGUCUGUGUAACAUGUAAUGGCACCUCUUCAUUAUACAUAGACUCGAAGUCUGUUUCCUUUUUACCAUGGAGUCCAACCAUAAAGGUGCAUGCGAUGGAGGAAGAGGGAGAUGAUGAAACAGAUUAAUAUUUACAGUCAAGAGUUGGAGCAUUAACAUAAAUAAUUAACAGAUAAUUUUUAUCAUUUAUUGUAACUUUCUGCGGGAUAUUUUGUGAAUAAAUAAUUUGCAGAUUUUCAGAUUAUAUGGUAGCAGGACGACGUUCUCUCUGCUGUCAGGUGAUUUUGGCCUGUACAGUGAACCAAAGCUCUUCCAAAUGCUUGUAGGCCCUCAACUCAACUGAUACCAAGUUUGCACAUUGUGUGAAUCAACAAGGUUUUUAAUGGAUUUCUGCUUAUCCCCCCCCCCCCCAGGGACCCUUGUAGUGUAAUAGGAUAUAUUUUAAUCUUUGCACACACUCCCCAUGGUUUGCAUUAUUACAACGUUAGCAUCAACUGGAUGCCCGGUACAUGAAAUAAGACAUUUGGUUGGUUCAAUUAGAGGAUCAGAUUAAUUUAACCGAGAAUUUGAUUACUUGAUGAUUUUCAGAUUUUAAUGAUACUAAGUUAGUAAUAAGUUACCACAAAAUAUGUUACUGAUCUCAUCAUUGUCAAAUUUAAUAACACUGUUAGUGUGAAGGGUUGAUUUAGGAAGUAUAUUAUUGUUUGCACCAUAUUACUUUGCAUACUAAACAUAUCCAUAUUAGUCUAACAAAAUGAUAUACAAGUUCAGCCUUUGAAUGACAUUUUAUGCUGUCUCUGCCAUAUAAAGUAAUUUCUCCACAUUUUCCCUGUGCGUGUAAGAGAGGGAGAGAGGCUAACUGCUCUUUAUUACUUUUCAUAGGCUUGUAAAUGAAGUUUGUUGAGUCCGUCCGGCCAGUUCAAACACUGCCAUUGCAAUUCAGCGUGCAGAUGACUGAUAACUGGCUAGAUUUCCUAAAACCAUCAUAUUCAGUGAAGUAAAAAUCUUCCUGCAAUAAUAGUUGAGGGCAACUCAGAAACCCAGAGCUACUCUGCUGCUAUCUUCCUGUCAGCAUGCAGCUCCAUGAACACCAGACAACUGCAGCUCAGAGAGGAUAAUGAAGUGGUUUUUGACCAUUAUUAGGAUGUAUCUCCUUAAGCUGUUUUUAGGUGGUUGGUAAAACAGUGAUAAUGACCAGUAAAUAUCAGGAUACACCAUCCGCGCUGGGUGAUGGACAUACAGGUUAGCUGGGUCUGGCCUCAGGUGGAACAGGCACAGUGACUGGGCUUGCUGGACCUGAACCACUAGGAUUUGACUUUGAGCCAGCUGGAUAAGGUUGGUUGUCGAGCAUGCUAGAUAGACUAAAUGUAGUGUAAUUGUAAAAUUUUCUUUCUGAAAUUAAUAUUGUAAUUGUCAAAUUUUCAUGGAAUUUUGUCUUGGGAAAUAUUACUCUUUGGGCUGUAAAUCUUUGAAAUGAAUCUGGUUUUAUGCAGGGAGAUAUUUUUGAAUCUGCACAAAGCUUUAAUAGUAAAAAAAGGUAAUGUUUCAGCCAACGUGACUAAGUAUGCAAUUCCAUCCUGCCAUUAAUAUAUAUUCAUUUAAUUUUGACUUGUUUUUGUUAAAUCAAACUUAAUUUUUAUGUCCUUCCUUACGUUGCCAAAUGACAACAGAGUGACUGAUCUGCCUCUGUGGCGACACGAGAUGGAAGCCUCGAUGCAGUAGCAGACCCGUGUGUUGUUUUUGUUGAGAUGUAGAUUAGCAAUCUGUCUGCAAUAAACUGGUGGGCAGUGGUCUGAAUUUAGAGGGUCCGGUGAAAUUUUGGGAUGCUAGCUUUUUUCUUUUUUUUCUUUUUCUGUAAGGCUCAAAACUGGAAUGUCAAUGUGGACGAGGGGAAAUGAGGGAGGUUACUUUGUAAAAGUUGUACAAAGUCAAUUAUUUUGUGUGUUUAAAGGAUAUCGAGAGAAUUUUUACUGAACCAAUUGUUUAUAGAUUUUUAUUUAUGGUGUCAAGGUACAACAAAAUGUACAGAGGUGCAGCCAUGCACAGUCUAGUCUGCUUUUGUUUAGUAAAUGCUAUUUUUAAAUGUCAAAAAAGAAUAAAUGUAUUGUGGAAUACUGAAAAUGUUGACCAGUUGUCUUGAUGCAAAACAGUGCAGCUUCAACAAAAUGAAGGUAGAUCCAUUCCUGCCCUGCUUAGACACCUUUCAGGCUGACUUUAAAG
Lampris incognitus (smalleye Pacific opah) is the source of this 5839-nucleotide messenger RNA. It is a transcript of the gene slc35e1, whose product is annotated as solute carrier family 35 member E1. The transcript has 6 exons. The record is from RefSeq and is a predicted model, not a curated record. NCBI's taxonomy places the organism in Eukaryota, Metazoa, Chordata, Actinopteri, Lampriformes, Lampridae. Gene Ontology annotation, cellular component: Golgi apparatus. Gene Ontology annotation, molecular function: antiporter activity. Bases 7 to 1143 code for a protein of 378 amino acids.